AUGACCAGUAGGCAUUGCUAAUUCAGCUGCAGGGGAGCGGGACAGCCUCCACCUGAUCUGGCUGAUCUACCUGCUCUACAGGAUAAUUACCUGAAGAGCAAAUAUGCAGAGAGGAGUAAGCUCAGAGUAAAGUCGAAGUCACAGCAGCGCACAGGUCACUUGAUGAGCUCCUAUCGUUACUGUCGCAAACCCACCAAAAACUGAUACCCUUGAUGUGUAAACGUGGAGAAAGACCUGUCUGUGACAAGAGAAGGGGAGCAGGACAAGAGAAGGCAAACCUAGACAAACAAGCUUAUGCCAAGACAUUAGUGUGAGACGCAAAGGACCUGCUCCUGGGCAGACAACCAUGAAGUGAGAGUUGUGCGUCUACUGACGGGAAACUGCAGAAAGAGUGCAUGUGAACACGGUGCUUUGAGAGCUAUGGAAAUACAAGCGGCUGUCCUAUGUAUGCAGGUGGGAAAAUGCUUCUUCAAUUUUUUGCCAUUCCUCUUUCUACGAGAAGCUCGCAGUCAGUCAUCUACCAUUUCCCUGCUCAUUCUCCUAAUGACAGACACAGUCAUCACAGGAUUCCUGCUAGGUCUAUGGUUUGGUGGUUGGUUACUAUCUCCUAGCACAGACGUGGUUUUCCUGAGAUUUCUAUCAUUUCAAAAUGAGACCUAUCGAUCUAUCCCUCUGCUGAUCCCAUGGAUAUGCUUCAGUGAAGAGUGGAGUCGACCACGUAUGAACAAGUGGAGUGGCCAAUGCGUGGCUGAAACCCCUCUCUCCGUACAGUCUCGUCUUCUCAGUUUGACUUGUUGGCUAAUCGCCGCUUUAUAUGGCAAGCAUAUGAUUCCAGAAUAUUUAGACAUCGCACCAGAAUGUGCCCAUGGGGAAUGGGAGUGCCUUUUUACAUACAUUCAUGCAAGCAGAACCUGUGAAUGGCUGCUUCUAGCAAUUGGACUAGUACUUGGCGCCACUUUAUUUCACAGUACUAUGGAAAAAAGGGAAUCAAUCUCAAAUAUAUGGUUUGAAAAAAAGAGAACGUUCAAGCAACUAGUGCCACCUCUUUUACUUAUCACAAGCAGCGUAGUCGCCUUCUACUUUCUCCCCCCUUUCAUCGCAGUAUGUUCAUGGUCUAUACUGGCUUUAGAUUCUCUUUGCAGCUUCUUAAGGUUUCAGGUUUCUCAGCCACUAAACACUGUAUACAGUGCACUGGAACAAGUGCAAGUCAAGGACGGAGAACACAUCAUGCCAAAAUAAUAAUACCAUAGAUAAUUUACUGGCAUUUCCUCUAUGAAUUGUAGAACAUGCGCUUUGUGUUACAUUAUGAUUAGGGGGCAGCUCACCACUGGCCUUCACCGAGCUGGAAGCUUUUUCCUUAGCUUUUAGUUUUUUACCUUGCAUGGGGUUUGACCCUUAAAGGAUAACCGUCAUAUGUUUUUUGCUAGUUUAUUAGAGCUAGGCCUGUAUACCUGAGUUAGUCUGUCAACGAUUGUCAAAAGAUCUGUAAUUACCUUAUAACAGCUUUCAUUAAUGUCCCCUGUCCCU
This is a messenger RNA of Bufo gargarizans (Asiatic toad), 1527 nucleotides long. RefSeq lists its product as uncharacterized. NCBI's taxonomy places the organism in Eukaryota, Metazoa, Chordata, Amphibia, Anura, Bufonidae. The transcript is spliced from 2 exons. The coding region runs from base 421 to 1239 and encodes 272 amino acids. The record is from RefSeq and is a predicted model, not a curated record.